Exaiptasia diaphana is the source of this 2258-nucleotide messenger RNA. RefSeq names its product presenilins-associated rhomboid-like protein, mitochondrial. The record is from RefSeq and is a predicted model, not a curated record. The transcript is spliced from 11 exons. Lineage: Eukaryota; Metazoa; Cnidaria; Anthozoa; Actiniaria; Aiptasiidae. Gene Ontology annotation, cellular component: membrane. Gene Ontology annotation, molecular function: serine-type endopeptidase activity. Bases 3 to 1028 code for a protein of 341 amino acids.
AAAUGGCGGCUGCAAGUACAAUUUUCAGAUACGGACGACAUUUCUGUGAAAAACAGAUAUAUAAAGGAUUUAACUCUCUCAGAAAUCAAGGAUUUUCUUGCCAAAGAUAUAAGAGUGUGCGGUACAAAUCGUGGAAAACUGGCGAGUCUAAUGGUGUUGACUUAGAAGAGCUUGUUAUUACAACUGGAAGAACAAGGCUUAUAGUCAGACCUUUAUUAUUCACAGUCGUGGCAGGCGUAGGGACAUUUGCAGGCUGUGCGAUUCUACAAUAUGAAAGAAUGAGAGAUAAGUAUGUUACUGGGUCACAGAAUCAAAAGUCAUACAGAUUUCCUAAAUUAUUUGGAUUCAGAGAUGAGGUAMUSARUARAUGGUGGCAGGCAUUGCCUGAUGGYUCCAAGACAGCUGCAGGAAUAAUAUUUGUAAAUACAUUAGUUUUUUUGAUGUGGAGGGUUCCAACAAUUCAAAUUCACAUGUGGAGAUGGUUUGUCUCUCAUCCAAUUUUAGCUCCUCCAAUAACUCUUUUAACAAGCUGUUUUAGUCACAUGGAUUUUUGGCAUUUAGCUAUUAAUAUGUAUGUUUUGUGGAGCUUUGCACCAACAAUAGAAGCUCUCUUGGGUAAAGAACAAUUUUUAGCUUUUUACUUAUCUGGAGGUAUAUUUGCCUCAUUUGCCAGUCAAGCAUUCCGCAUUAUGACUAAACUACCAAUUCGUGCAUCACUUGGAGCUUCAGGGGCAUUGUUUGCUGUGCUUUCCUUAGUAUGCAUCACUCUUCCUGAUACUCAACUAGCUCUAGUCUUCCUUCCUUGGUUCAGUUUUUCUGCUGGAAAGGCUUUGAUAGGUGUUGUUGCUUUGGACGUCGCUGGUUUGAUAUUCAGGUGGAGUAUGUUUGAUCAYGCUGCACAUUUGGGUGGAGUUCUGUUUGGAGCGUUUUAUCUAAAGUACGGCCAUCAUUACUUGUGGGACAAGAGAGGUUGGCUGAUGCAACAAUGGCACCGUUUACGACGAAGCGUUAAGAAAUCACCGCCGUAAAGACAUACGCAAACGCCCUGUCGGCACUGUUCGUAAGGAACCAAAACGACUUAAGGAAUAAGUGAGUCUUGGAGCUACGUCUCGMAGAAACAAUUUAUUCAAUCAUCAUCGGCGUUCUGGUCCGGAUUUAUUGUAUUCUACGUAUUUACGUAGUGUCGGAUUUUAGACAUGUUACGUAAUAUCAUUGUAAACUGUCUCAGUAGAAAAAAUACUUUCACGGAAGCGAAGGAUUUACACGCUGUAUUAAUGGUUGAUUUAAAAUAGAAAACUGAUAAAUAGAAUGAGAACAUUUUUCACUCGAUGGAAAAUGAAAAUACGCGCCAUCUAAGCUAACAUGUUUCGUUCAGUUUGUCAAAAAACGCGUCAAUGACAGAUAYACAUUCUGUGCGCUUUUGUGAGUAAGUUAGGUACAACAACAGGCCUUCUUUUAGAAACUCUUACACAAAUAAAUAGAAAAUUUUAUUUUUACGAAGUCGAUAAUGAACUCACAACAAAAUUUACACGCUUUGCUGCGCGAAAAGCGACGCUUUUGACAGAUUAACAGUUACUGUUGAGCGUCAUGCCUAGUCACGCAGAGUCUUCUCGAUCUAGAAAAUAUAAAAGCUCACAUUCCGAUAAAAUGAAUUUGUUUAGAAGUUAUGUUCAUAGAUAGUGACAUUCCAAAAAUGCGAUCACGGUAUUUCUCAGCGCGACGUUAAAACUGUGAUAUUUAUAAGCGCGAUAUUGCGCCUGAAUUACUAUGUAGACCGCAACCAAUUUAUGUCGUUUUAAGAAUUCCGUUAAUUUACUUUUUGUGUACAUAAAGAAUCAGUACAAACAGUGAGAAAAUGCGAUAGCUCAAUAAGCCCCGUUUAAAAUAUUUGAACAAUUUAGCAAAAUCGUAAAUGUUUGCGUAUAUUUUGUAAACUAUUUUCUUGCUAAAAACGAAAUUUCAUUAUCAAAAGUGCUGCCGCUGUUCUGUCAAAUAUGUUAUYAAUUUUUCAGAACGGAUUAUCAUAUUAAUAUCGUGGAUAUUUGCGAAUUCUUAAGGUUUCUGCGAAGAAAAUCAGCCUCGACGCGCGUCGUUUACGACGCGGAAAAAAAAAUUGAAACUGAAAAUCCUUGAUUUAGAAUAACUUAAAUUACCACUCUGUUUAUUAUAUAAUUCUUCUAUGUAAUUUUUCUAUGUACAAUGUUAACGCUAUAGUACAUUUAUUAUGUAUAAUUUAAUAWGUGCUUCUUGUUGAUUUA